Teleopsis dalmanni is the source of this 2097-nucleotide messenger RNA. Its product is annotated as homeobox protein 2. The coding region runs from base 175 to 2097 and encodes 640 amino acids. The record is from RefSeq and is a predicted model, not a curated record. The transcript is spliced from 6 exons. NCBI's taxonomy places the organism in Eukaryota, Metazoa, Arthropoda, Insecta, Diptera, Diopsidae.
UAUUUAUAUGUUCAUGUACAAAACAAGAUUCUGACAUACAUAUAUACAAAUAAAAAAUUUAUGAAUAAUUUUAAAUCCAACUGAACAAAAGGAUAUUGAACAUUAAUCAGAAAAAUAAAUUGACAACUAUUUAAAUACUGAAAUACUGAAAUUGUUAUACAUUAAAGUACAAAAAUGUACAAGGGAUCUACAAAAUUAGUGUUCCAUUUGUGCCUAAUUUUUACUUGUAUACAUCAGAUAAAAACAUAUUCUCAAGUGUUAAGUAGUAGCAGCUACAACAAUGAAGGCCCCAAGAUCUACAAGGCGCUGAAUAUGGAUUUAGUAUUCCCAAAAACAUUUAAUUCAAGCGAGAAUGUCAUUUCUACAACAUCAGAGAGAGCUCCACUAAAUGCUACCCAACAAUCUUUAAAAGUAGAUGCUCAGCCUAAUAAAUUUGAUAUUUUUGUAACUCCUGCGAAUAAUAUUUCAACAAAUGAAGCAGAUUCUAAAAACUCAGAGGAACUAACAAAUAAUAGCAAUGCUGAGACUCUGGAGGAGAAUGCAUCCACAGGACGUGCUGUAGAUUAUAGACCUUCAUAUCAUCAACUAUUAUCACCAAUUAUAAAAAAUGCUCCUCGGCCUGUGCACAAUGAAAGAAACUACAUGCAUCGUCCAGCACAAUCAUCACUUGGCAAGAUUGUCUAUCCACAAGGCAAUCAGCCACAACCAUUUCAUCGUCAUAGGGUCAGUCAAGCAGAAAUCCAGAAAUUAGGUGGACAAUCCCAAUUUUCUGAUCGGUUUACACCAAGUGAAGCUGUAGCAUCUGCACAUUUUAGUAGUAAUAGUAAAAAUGUCAAACAUUCAAGCAACAGUCAAGGAAAUGGAGCUAAAACACCUUCAGCCACUAACAUAGUAUCAUCCUAUGUACCACCAAAAGAACUGUACUCUUUUCCACCAAAUAGUAAUGCAAAAUACCCAUCGCCAUCAGAAGAUCCGAAAGCAGCAAUACCUUCUGGUACAAUAAGCAGCUAUUUGCCACCGCCAUCUGGACCAUUAUGGAAUGCAGCUGGCUACCCACAUUCAGCAUCAAACGGCAAUAGCAACGGUUAUAAAUACAAUGCACCAGCGAGUAGCAAUGGCAAUGGUUAUAAAUACAAUGGACCAGUAAAUCCCGAAUAUUUGCCUCCCAUCGAUGGUAAUGACGGAAAAGAUCAAACAAAGAAUGAAAUGGGUGGCGAUGAUGAUGUUGGUGAUGAUAGUAUUGGAGUUUUACCUGCAAGCGCAAUGGAUGGUCCCAACAAUGAUGAUAGUAAAAAUGCUCCACCAGUACCUGUAGACAAUAAUAUGACCGACAACUCCGAAAAUGAUCACCAUCACGAUGAUCAUAGUCACGAUCAUGAUCAUAACCACGACUAUCAUUACGAUCAUGAUGCUGAUCACGACCACCCUCACGACCAUGUUCCUGAUCACGACCAUCAUCACGAUCAUGUUCCUGAUCACGACCAUCACCACGAUCACCCAAUUUCUGGUUACGAUACAGAUAAGGAAUAUCCAACACCACCUCCAGGUUGGUUAGAAGAGCAUCCGGAGUCGGCACAAAGCGCGCCAAGUUCUGAUAAUUCCGAUUCACCACCGCCAGAUGAUAGUCCCCCGGCACCGAAGGAUGAACAUGACCAUCAUUCUUUUGAUUUUCCCGAACACGAUUUUCCAUCAUUUCCUGCAUAUCAUCAUUAUCCAGAAAUUAUAUACGAUGAUCAUUUUCAUCAUCACCAUCAUAUUGAACCACCUCCACCACCGCCUGCAUUACCACAAGUAACAACGGAAGCACCUCCACCAGAGCCACCACCAGAACCUCGUGUGAAAAAAUAUUCAUAUUUCUAUAUUGGCAGGAAACUCUGGUACAUUCCAUUAUACUUCACAGUUUGGUUCUCCUUCUAUGUUUUAUGGCUCAUAUUAAAAUCCAUAGCUCGUCAUAAGGUAAAUUUACCGAACCACUAUGUGGCACGAAGAAGUAUUAAUGACUAUAACAGCGUCAAACCACAGGAAUAUAUAAAUCUUUUAGCCGUUUCUGUACUAGAUAAAAUUGAAGAGUUCAAACGAAAAUACAAGACAAUAUAA